UUUGACUAACUGGCGAAGGAACAAUGUGAAAGUGAAACAGUGCGGUGCAUGCAAAAGAUCGUUGGAAAAUAGUUAACUUGUUUUAUCCUUACAACGCAUUCCAAAUUUAUUAAAAAAUUAACACAAAUUCUAUUCCAACAAAUAACUCAGUAAAAAAACAAAGGUAAAAAGUGUGCUACUUUUUAAGGAUGGCCACAACCACCCAGAACGCUAUCACCCUGAAAGGUUCGGCCGCCAUUGUCAAGGAAUACCUAAAAUACGGUAUCAACUCGAUCCUCUUCCAGCGGGGCAUCUACCCGCCGGAAAAGUUUGACAGCGUACAAAAGUACGGCCUCACCAUCCUGAUGUCAACCGACGAGAAAAUCGUCGAAUUUCUCGAGAAAGUGCUCGGCCAAGUCGAAGAAUGGCUCGCCCGGAACGAGGUGGAGAAAAUCUCCCUGGUCAUCACAAUGGUUCACACGAAAGAAGUUCUCGAACGGUGGGAUUUUAAGGUGCACAGCGAACCGACCGCAACAGGCGGCGGCCCAGUGAUAGAUCCUUCCACUGCCGUUUCUUCGAAGGAGUUGAAAAAAAUUCAGGCGGAAAUACGGGAUGUGAUGCGACAGAUUGCGGCCACCGUCAGCUACCUGCCGUUGCUGGAGUACCUCUGCACGUUUGAUGUGCUAAUUCAUACCGUGAAAAAUUGUGAUCUUCCGGAGAAGUGGAACGAAACGGACGAGGUGCAAAUCCAGAACGCGCAAACCGUACAGCUGAAGUCGUUCUCGACCGGGCUGCAGAAGGUGGAAACGAUUGUCAACUACCGGAUGACUGAUUAGGAAUCGGAAUUGGAUUCGUUCGUUGGAGGUCCACGAAAAAUCUCCAUUAAUUUUAAUAAGUUAUAUUAAUAUUUCUACUAUAAGUAUCAUGACGAGGUAAUUACUAAACCAAUGGAUCCCAAUUGUCAAACGCUUUCGACCGUUGUUAGAAUAUAAGAAAGAUUAAAUUAAACUAAUAGAAGAAGUCAUUGUAAAAAUGCAUCUGGUUGUAGUUAUGCUUCAACCAGUUUUUUUUGUUCGACACGGUAACAUUCAGGGUUGCCAAUAUAUUUUUAAAUAAACUGGAAAACU
Messenger RNA from Topomyia yanbarensis, 1106 nucleotides. It is a transcript of the gene mad2, whose product is annotated as mitotic spindle assembly checkpoint protein MAD2A. The transcript is spliced from 2 exons. Lineage: Eukaryota; Metazoa; Arthropoda; Insecta; Diptera; Culicidae. Gene Ontology annotation, biological process: mitotic spindle assembly checkpoint signaling. The record is from RefSeq and is a predicted model, not a curated record. The coding region runs from base 189 to 815 and encodes 208 amino acids. Gene Ontology annotation, cellular component: cytoplasm; kinetochore; nucleoplasm.